AUGACACUCUCCUCAACUGUCAUAUACGAUGACCCAGCAGUCUAUAAACAAUACGAAGAGCUCGUCUUCAGCCAACAAGGCCUCGCCCUGCACCCCGAAUGGACCCUCAUGAGAGAGAUGAUAGGCGACGUUCUCGGCCAAAACAUCGUCGACCUCGGCUGCGGCUUCGGAUGGUUCUGCAAGUGGGCCAGCGACCACGGUGCGACCCUCGUCCACGGCAUCGACAACUCGAGCAAGAUCCUCGAAAAGGCCCAAGUCGUGAACAGCGGACCCGGGAUCACGUACGAGCGGGCGGAUCUCGACGAGGUCGUGCUCGCCAAGGAGAAAUUCGACCUAGCCUUCAGCUCUCUCACCUUCCACUACGUGAAAGACUUUGAUCUGCUUGUUGAGAAGAUCCACGGCAGCUUGAAAAGCGGUGGUCGCUUCGUCUUCUCAAUCCAGCAUCCGAUCUGGACGGCCCCGGAUGGCGUCUCGUGGCAGGAGACUGCCGACGGACAGCAUUACUGGCCGCUCAGCACGUACUGUCAAGAAGGUCCACGGAUCAGCAAGUGGAUUGCAAAUGGGGUGACGGUUUACCAUCGCACGGUGCACACCCAUUUUGCGGUUUUGCGCAAGCAUGGGUUCGAGGUGUUGGAUGUCGCCGAGUGGAUGAUGCAGCCUGGCGAACUCCCGUUGGGUCACCCGGAUCAUGGGAAGGAGCUGCAUCGGCCGUUUUGGCUCAUCAUGAGUGCGAGGAAGAAGUGA
Messenger RNA from Aspergillus heteromorphus CBS 117.55, 744 nucleotides. RefSeq names its product class I SAM-dependent methyltransferase. Gene Ontology annotation, molecular function: S-adenosylmethionine-dependent methyltransferase activity. The transcript has a single exon. The record is from RefSeq and is a predicted model, not a curated record. NCBI's taxonomy places the organism in Eukaryota, Fungi, Ascomycota, Eurotiomycetes, Eurotiales, Aspergillaceae. Bases 1 to 744 code for a protein of 247 amino acids.